AUGGGAUCGAUUCCCGAUGCCAAUGGCACAACAGUCAUCGGCGACAUCAAAAUGACUCCGCGACCAAGUCCAAUCGCUCUUGCCCAUGUAGUCCUGCGGACUACACCGGCCAACUACCGCAAAAUGGUCACGUUCUACCAGGAGCUCCUGAAUGGAGAGAUCAUCCUUGAGGAGAAGACUUUUGCAUUCCUCCGUUAUGACUAUGAACACCACCGAGUCGGUAUUCUGAUGACGCCUGAAACAGAACCAAAAGAGGGUGACCGCGCCGGGCUUGAACAUGUUUCCUUCACCUUUGCAACCCCAACAGCGAUGGCAAGGGUCUACCAACACCUCAAAAGCAUAGGGUAUGAGCCCUACUGGGCAGUCAAUCACGGAAUGACCAGCAGCAUGUAUUACCGCGAUCCGGAACGUAACAAGGUCGAGAUACAAAUCGAGAAUUUUGACACCCCGGAAGAAGCGGACGCUUUCGUCAGAGGUCCACUAUUCACGGCGAAUCCAGUCGGGGCAGACAUCGAUCCUCCUUCUUGGGCCGAGCGAAUUCUGAGCAAGAUGAAGCCAAAUGGAGAAGAGGGCCUUACGGAGGAAGAAAUCAGGGGCAUUAAGACCAGAAAAGAGAUUGGCCCCAGACAUGAAAUCCCAUGGGUUGCACUUGCGCCAUGA
Rhinocladiella mackenziei CBS 650.93 is the source of this 660-nucleotide messenger RNA. RefSeq lists its product as uncharacterized. Bases 1 to 660 code for a protein of 219 amino acids. Lineage: Eukaryota; Fungi; Ascomycota; Eurotiomycetes; Chaetothyriales; Herpotrichiellaceae. The transcript has a single exon. The record is from RefSeq and is a predicted model, not a curated record.